AUGGAGAAGGAAACCCCCCUUGCCAAUGCGGCAUUCUGGGCAGCGAGGAGGGGCAACCUGACUCUGCUCCGCCUGCUACUGAACAGCGGCCGUGUGGACGUGGACUGUAGGGACAGUCAUGGCACCACGCUCCUCAUGGUCGCCUCCUACGCUGGCCACAUAGACUGUGUGAAGGAGCUUGUCCUGCAGGGAGCGGACAUCAAUCUCCAGAGAGAGUCAGGUACAACCGCCCUUUUCUUUGCUGCCCAACAAGGACAUAAUGACGUCGUGAGAUUUCUCUUUGAAUUUGGAGCAUCCACUGAAUUUAGGACCAAAGAUGGAGGCACUGCCCUCCUGGCCGCCAGUCAGUAUGGGCACAUGCAGGUGGUGGAGACCUUGCUGAAGCACGGAGCCAACAUCCACGACCAGCUCUAUGAUGGAGCCACUGCACUCUUCCUAGCAGCCCAAGGGGGUUACUUGGAUGUGAUUCGAUUAUUGUUGUCUUCAGGCGCAAAGGUCAACCAGCCGAGGCAGGACGGGACAGCACCGCUGUGGAUCGCCUCGCAGAUGGGCCACAGCGAGGUGGUGCGGGUGAUGUUGCUGCGCGGGGCCGAGCGCGAUGCCGCCCGCCACGAUGGUACAACAGCUCUGCUGAAAGCAGCCAACAAAGGGUAUAAUGACGUUAUAAGGGAGCUGCUGAAAUUCUCACCCACCCUUGGUAUUUUGAAGAAUGGGACCUCGGCGCUCCAUGCGGCGGUGCUCAGCGGGAAUAUUAAGACAGUUGCCCUGCUCCUGGAAGCAGGGGCGGACCCAGCCCUGAGAAACAAGGCCAAUGAACUUCCAGCAGAACUAACCAAAAAUGAACAUAUACUGCGUCUCCUCCGAAGUAAAGAAGGACACAGGAAGAGCUAACUCAGUC
Messenger RNA from Budorcas taxicolor (takin), 898 nucleotides. RefSeq names its product ankyrin repeat domain 29 (gene ANKRD29). The record is from RefSeq and is a predicted model, not a curated record. The coding region runs from base 1 to 891 and encodes 296 amino acids. The transcript has 10 exons. Gene Ontology annotation, molecular function: protein binding. NCBI's taxonomy places the organism in Eukaryota, Metazoa, Chordata, Mammalia, Artiodactyla, Bovidae.